GCCCGAGUUAAUCAUUUCCUGUGGAAAGUGUGCGGGAGGGGCGCGAGCGGGGCGGGGCGGGCCCAGUAGGCGACAGCGUGGAGCUGCCUCCCGCAGGCGGGCCAGGCCGGGCCGAGCCCCGGGCGCUGCGGCGACGGCGGGAUCCUUUCUGCACGGGGCCGGCUGCCGGGCGCCCAGAGGAAGCUGCUGAGCCCCAGGCCAUGGUCCCGUCCCGCAGGACGUGGAACCUGGGAGCCACGCCCUCGCUGCGCGGCCUGUGGAGAGUGGGCCGGGCCGGGGAGCCCGAGUUGGGCAUGGCUCGCCCCGCCCCAGCCGGCCCGGCCGCCCGCCCUUUCCCACACACCGGCCCAGGGAGGUUAAGAACUGGGAACCUGAGGACCCCAAAGGCCUUUCUGGCCUGGAAAACACUUGGCCGCGGAAAAGACACCCCAGCCAGUGGAGACGAGGACGCCAGUGCGCGAGGAGCAGCUCGCCCAGCAUUAGCUCAGUGCCGAGCCCUCAGUGUGGACUGGGCUGGCCCCGGGAGCCCACACAGGCUCUACCUGACUGUGCAGCAGGCCCUGCAGGACAAGGGGUGCAAGAGCAAGAGUCAGGGGACCCGAGAAGAGAGACUGGCGAAGAGGCAGGCACCGGCUCCCAGGCGGGACCAGGGGGCCCCGGAUGCUGGUGGCAGCAUGAAUGUAGAGCAAACAGGUGGGCGGCUCUUUGGCAGUGGGCGGUGCUCCAGCCUGUCAGGUGGGCCACCGAUGCGUACGGCCUCCGUGGUACAUAGGAUGGUGGAGGCCAUGUCCCAGCUGCAGGACGAGAAAGCCCGGCUGCAGGAGGAGCUGCUGGCCCUCCGAGAGAGGCUGACCCUACGGGACAGUGACCAGCAAGCCACCUCCACCCACCUACAGAACCAGUCUCUAAGCUGGCCACUCAGGGGGACCCUACGGCCACCUCCUAUGCCGCCCACCUGUCUUCCUCCAUUGGCUACCCAAGCCCAAGGCAUGAAGGUGGAGAACCUGAAGGAGAAGCUCAUUAGCCAAGCACAGGAAGUGAGCCGGCUCCGCUCAGAGCUGGGAGGCACUGACUUGGAGAAGCACCGGGACCUGCUGAUGGUGGAGAAUGAGCGACUGAGGCAGGAGAUGCGGCGCUGUGAGGCAGAGCUGCAGGAGCUCCGGGCCAAGCCGGGGGCAGCCUGCCCAGGCUGUGAACACAGCCAGGAGAGCGCCCAACUCAGAGACAAGCUGUCCCAGCUACAGCUGGAAGUGGUGGAGAACAAGGGCCUGUUAUCAGAGCUGAACCUGGAGGUGCAACAGAAGACCGACCGGCUAGCUGAGGUGGAGCUUCGGCUCAAGGACUGCCUGGCUGAGAAGGCGCAGGAGGAGGAGCGGCUCAGCCGGCGCCUGCGUGACAGCCACGAGACCAUCGCCAGCCUGCGGGCCCAGUCGCCGCCCAUCAAGUAUGUCAUCAAGACGGUGGAGGUAGAAUCAUCUAAGACCAAGCAGGUCCUGAGCGAGACCCAGACCCGGAACCAGCACCUGCAGGAGCAGGUGGCCAUGCAGCGCCAGGUGCUGAAGGAGAUGGAACAGCAGCUGCAGAGCUCACACCAGCUGACGGCACAGCUCCGGGCGCAGAUUGCCAUGUACGAGUCGGAGCUGGAGCGGGCACAUGGGCAGAUGCUGGAGGAGAUGCAGUCCUUGGAGGAGGACAAGAACCGAGCCAUUGAGGAGGCCUUCGCCCGAGCCCAGGUGGAGAUGAAGGCGGUGCACGAGAACCUGGCAGGCGUCCGCACCAACCUGCUGACACUGCAGCCUGCAUUGCGGACUCUCACUAGUGACUACAACGGGCUCAAGAGGCAGGUGCGCAGCUUCCCCCUGAUGCUGCAGGAGGCCCUCAAGAGUGUCAAGGCCGAGAUUGGCCAGGCCAUCGAGGAAGUCAGCAGCAACAACCAGGAGCUGCUGCGCAAGUACCGCAGGGAGCUGCAGCUGCGCAAGAAGUGCCACAACGAGCUGGUGCGGCUAAAAGGAAACAUCCGGGUGAUCGCACGGGUCCGGCCAGUCACCAAAGAAGAUGGGGAAGGACCUGAGGCCACCAAUGCUGUGACCUUCGAUCCGGAUGAUGACUCUGUCAUCCACCUGCUGCACAAAGGCAAGCCAGUGUCCUUUGAGCUGGACAAGGUCUUCUCCCCGCGGGCCUCACAGCAGGACGUGUUCCAAGAGGUGCAGGCGCUGAUCACCUCCUGCAUCGAUGGCUUCAAUGUCUGCAUCUUUGCCUAUGGCCAGACGGGCGCUGGCAAGACGUACACGAUGGAGGGGACCUCCGAAAACCCAGGCAUCAACCAGCGGGCUCUGCAGCUGCUCUUCUCCGAGGUGCAGGAGAAGUCGUCUGACUGGGAGUACACCAUCACCGUCAGUGCGGCUGAGAUCUACAACGAGCUUCUCAGGGACCUGCUGGGCCAGGAGCCCCAGGAGAAACUGGAGAUCCGGCUGUGCCCUGAUGGCAGCGGGCAGCUAUACGUGCCGGGACUGACUGAGUUCCGGGUGCAGAGCGUGGAGGACAUCAACAAGGUGUUUGAGUUUGGCCACACCAACCGCACCACGGAGUUCACCAACCUGAACGAGCACAGUUCCCGCUCGCACGCACUACUCAUCGUGACGGUGCGCGGCAUGGACUGCAGCACGGGGCUGCGCACCACAGGAAAGCUGAACCUGGUGGACCUGGCAGGCUCGGAGCGUGUGGGCAAGUCGGGUGCUGAGGGUAGCCGCCUGCGGGAGGCACAGCACAUCAACAAGUCGUUGUCGGCCCUGGGGGACGUCAUUGCUGCCCUGCGCUCCCGCCAGGGCCAUGUGCCCUUCCGCAACUCCAAGCUCACCUACCUGCUGCAGGACUCACUCAGCGGGGACAGCAAGACCCUCAUGGUGGUACAGGUGUCCCCGGUGGAGAAGAACACCAGUGAGACGCUCUACUCCCUCAAGUUUGCCGAGAGGGUGCGCUCUGUGGAGCUGGGCCCUGGGACCCGCAGGGCAGAGCUGGGGUCCUGGUCCAGCCAGGAGCAUUUGGAGUGGGAAUCAGCUUCCCAGACACCGCAGUCCUCAGCACGCGCACACUCAGCCCCUGGCUCUGGGCCCUCAAGCCGCCCUGGCUCCAUGAGGAGGAAGAUGCACCCUUCUGCCUGACGGCUGGGGCUGCUGAGGCUUCAGGGAAGCCAAGGCCAAGGCCACUGCCCGUAUGACAGGUGUGGCCACCCUGUCAGGCCAGGAGCCAGAGUCCCAAGACCGCAGUGUCCUGUUCCUGCUGAAGCACUCGGAGCCUGAGGGGUGGAGGCCGGCAUGGAGGCUUCUCUCCUGCUUCAUCUCCCCUCAGAGAUGAGGAACAUGUUGAGAAGGAAAUGGUGUCUCUUGGGUGUGGCUCUGGGCACAGUGUGGGCUGGCAGGCCCGGGCUGUCCGAGUGGGCCCUCACUGGGUGGGUAGAUGUGUGGGAGGGUGGCCCUCGCCUGGGCUGGCCCAGCUCUCCCCAGCCUGCAGAGCCUUCCCCAUAGAGGGGGUUACCCAGGGGCCCCAGAUGCACAGGAACCGAGGGACUGGGUGGGUUGGGGGCAACUGGGGCAGCCUCCACCCGCCCCAGGCAUGUACAUAGUAUGCGAGGUGUACAUAGGAGCGCCGCACUGUAUUUAUAGCCAGUGGGCGGGGACACUGCUGCUCCCCUCGACUGCCUGCUCCAGGCCCUCUCCUGCUCACUGGCCUCUUGCCCUUUCCUUCCCUCUGACAUCCUAUUUAAGAACUUUUGGAAGCUUAGCCAUUUUUACUUAUUCAAAUAAAAGUCUUUUUACACAA
Messenger RNA from Erinaceus europaeus (western European hedgehog), 3819 nucleotides. It is a transcript of the gene KIFC3, whose product is annotated as kinesin family member C3. The coding region runs from base 201 to 3161 and encodes 986 amino acids. NCBI's taxonomy places the organism in Eukaryota, Metazoa, Chordata, Mammalia, Eulipotyphla, Erinaceidae. Gene Ontology annotation, biological process: microtubule-based movement. Gene Ontology annotation, molecular function: ATP binding; microtubule motor activity; microtubule binding. The record is from RefSeq and is a predicted model, not a curated record. The transcript is spliced from 24 exons.